This is a messenger RNA of Hydractinia symbiolongicarpus, 2473 nucleotides long. RefSeq lists its product as uncharacterized. The record is from RefSeq and is a predicted model, not a curated record. NCBI's taxonomy places the organism in Eukaryota, Metazoa, Cnidaria, Hydrozoa, Anthoathecata, Hydractiniidae. The transcript is spliced from 18 exons. Gene Ontology annotation, molecular function: transmembrane transporter activity. The coding region runs from base 114 to 1661 and encodes 515 amino acids. Gene Ontology annotation, biological process: transmembrane transport.
AUAAUCGAGACAAGAAGCUAAAAGCGUGGAUGAUCUGAUUUGACUUUGCGUAAAAAAAACAGAAUUUUUUAAAACUUACUUCGCAAGAACUGUUUUAAACUUCUAGAUUAGGAAUGGAUAGUUGUAACCACAAUCCCAAAAUGAAGAAGCGUUAUGCUGUCCACGGUCUAGGUGUUACGGAUGAGGAGAAGGCUUAUAUGCAGAAAACACAAGGCACAGAAUGUAGCAGUAACAUAUCACAGUUGUCCAAAACACGAGUGUUCUUCUUGAAUUUAUCAUGGUUUGGAAUGAAUGUUAUGUAUCUAAUACUGUCCGUAGAAGUUGUCCCAAGUCAAGUUCAAUCUCUAGUUGGUUCAGAGAUUAAAGGUCAAAUAUUUGGUGCCAUGGUAGCAGCAGGAGCAGUUGUCACUUUCUUUAUCAGCCCAUUGAUUGGAAUUAAAAGUGAUCGUUUUGCAUCUCCUUAUGGUAAAAGACGACCAUUGAUGGUUGCUGGUACCGUCUUAUUAGUAAUAAGUCUAUUUGGUAUGGCAUUUAGUGCUCCUGGAAGUAAAAGAGUAAAAGCUAAUGCUACUUGUUCCAUUGAUCUGGAAGUGAGGAGGUGUGCAUCAUACUACGCUAACAACAUCACAAUGUUACAAAGUUUAGAACCCAAUAGAACGUAUGAAGAUCCCAAUGUGCUUCUUGCAUUGAUGUCAGACAAACCAACGAAUACUGGUAGUCUAGGGUUGUACUUCGUAUUUUAUCUUUGUGUUAUGGCAUGUUACGCUAUGAUGGCAGUACCAUAUAAUGGUCUCAUAGCAGACCAAACACCGCCAUCGCAAAGAGGUUUUAGUUCCGGUGUUAUGGGAGCUAUGACGUUAUGUGGUAAUGUGGCUGGAGCAAUCAUAGGUUUCUUCUUUACAAGAAUUGGGGUUGUUCCAACAUAUGCAAUGAUAUCUGGUCUUUAUUUUUGCUGCGUGAUGAUAACUGUUUGCUCUUGUCCAGAAAAAAGAACUUAUGCACCAAAAAACUCACUUGAUAUUAAGACGAUAUUUUGUGCUUAUUGGGAGCCAUUAAAAGAGCAUGACUUUCGUUGGGUGUUUUUCACAAGAUUUUUAAUGCAACAGGGAGUCGCCACUGUAGUGGGUUUCUUAGAGUAUUGGUUAGGUGAUAUGGUCGAAUUACCAGGUUGUUGGUCACCAGAAAAAGCUGUUGCAGUUAUAUUGUUACCACUUCUUCUCUCUGCAGCUGUGUUUUCUGUUGUUGGUGGUUUUCUAUCCGACAAACUGCGAAAAAGAAAACCACUGGUUAUUGGAUCAGCUUUGCUGAUGGCUGUAUGUUCGCUCAUUUUGUCUGGUUUACAGGGAAAAUAUGCAUUUUAUGCAGUUAUUCCAGUUUCAUUAACAUUUGGUAUUGGUUUUGGCGCGUAUUCCGCGGUGGAUUUUGCACUUGUUAUGGAUGUCUUACCGGAUGAGAAAGAUAAGGCAAAAGAUUUGGCUGUAUGGCACCAGGCACUUGUCUUACCGCAGGCAAUCGCUACUCCAAUAGGCGGAAUUGUAUUGGAUGGUUUUAAUCACGUGAGCUGUCGCUGGGGAUUGGGAUAUAUAAUACUAUUUCUAAUCACUUGCGUCUACUUCGCUAUAAGCGCGUACUUAGUUCGCUUUAUUAGAAAAGCGAAGUAGAUUUUUUUCAUCGUAGCAGUUUUCGAACUUAUGAGAACCAAUGUAAAGGCCGACUUCAGUUUAAGGAUCUGAGGCGAAUCGUAAAUGGAAGACCAUACCAUUUUCGAAAUAUGAUAAAGUAAAAGUACCAAUGUAACAAUUGUUUCUUUAUCUUAGAUGGUCUAAGGUAACUUUUGGGCAUGCUUUGAAAUUCCUACCAAAAUUAAUUAUAUUACCACCUCGCCCCCAACUCCACCACACACCCUUCUCCCUCCUGCAUUUCGGACUAAUGUACUUAUGGUACUCAAAACUUUUCUUAUAUUCUUUUUUUAACUGGAUGAGCUGUUUUACUUUAUAAUGUUAUUUUUUAUACGAAACUAGUUUAAAACUAGAAUUUAUAUGAGGAGACCAUUUAAAGAUUUUUUAUCGUAAAUAUUAUCACAGCUUGAUGCUUAUUGUAUAUUUAAUUUUUUUGUUAUUUCAUUUUUUAUUUAUUUACAUACAACUUUUUUUACUGUAAAAUCUGAGAAUAAAAAUAUUUAUCCACAAAUAAUAUAUAUAUAUAAGGUUAUAAACAGUCUGCGCUCGUUAAGUGGAAACAUAUGUGACUGGGUAAAAUGGUUCCACUUAUCCAAUGCUCCACUUAUCCGGUGUUCCAAUUAUCCGAAGAAAUUAAGAGAGUUUGAUAAGGGAAAUCAAGGGACUGGGGAAAACGGUUUCACUUAGUAAAAGUUCCGCUUAUGCGUGGUUCUACUUGUCGAGCGCAGACUGUUUAUAUUUAAGGUUCUGUAUAAUAUUUUUAAAAAAGAAAAAGAAAAAAACGUUGAGCAAUG